Messenger RNA from Micromonas pusilla CCMP1545, 893 nucleotides. RefSeq lists its product as uncharacterized. Bases 1 to 528 code for a protein of 175 amino acids. The transcript has a single exon. The record is from RefSeq and is a predicted model, not a curated record. Lineage: Eukaryota; Viridiplantae; Chlorophyta; Mamiellophyceae; Mamiellales; Mamiellaceae.
AUGUAUUUAUUUAGUGUCCAAAUUUUAGAAAGUUAUCCCCUGCUAUAUUUUAUAUUUUAUAAUAAAAAUGGAGCAGUUCGUUGCGCGUACUUAUGUUGUGCGACUGAUUCAGUCACUUCUUCAAUUUCAUUUACAAGCAAAUAUUCUCCCUUCUUUACUAGACUACUAAUCCAAUUAACGGCGUGGUCUCUCGUGCCCUUCUCGUGUUCGUGGGUGUAUGUAAAGUGUCCUUGGGGAUGGAAUUUAUAUACAUUUACAUGCGCGCUCUCAACUUCAACAAUCUCUGAGCCUGCUUCAAAGCGUUCAACUUUACCAGCCGCAUCCGCAUCAAAACCACUAAAGCCAAAGCCAGUGUACUCCAUUACAAAUACAUACGAUUUAUUUCAAGAAUCUAAACCUCGUAGGUGUAUGUCGCCUUUAAAUUGUUUUACCUUUGGAGAGGAUGGUUUUAGUGCAAUGUCGUCACCUUUUUCGAUCCACAAAUGGGGAAAUUUUGUAAAGUUAUGCACCGCAGAACUUCUACAGUGAUCAUAAAGUUGUUUAUAAGUGGCGUAUUUCGUUCUCUCUGAUCCUCCGACUGUGGUAAAGCUCCGUUUAUCCUUGUCCCAGACCUUUACCUUUUUACAAAAACACUCCACAGGUGUGAUGAAAGCAUAAAGAUGCUUUUCUCGCACUUGUGCCAUAAGAUCUGAUUACAAAAAGACUGUGAGCGAAACCUGCACAUACAGUACAACGUACAGUGCUACACAGUACACACUACACAGCUACACACUUGUAUGCGACGAUUUUCGUCAGCCAAUCAUAUUACAUAGCUACAAUGCCUUAAAGUGGGCUACGUACUGUUUGGUUUGUAGUACUUUUCCCCGACUACUGUUCCUGAUGGACAGUGGUCU